AUGUAUUUUGAACUAAGUGAACCACCCAGAUCUCCCAGUAUAUCGCCUAUCGAGCAAGUUUGGGACAUUAUCAAGAGAAGACUGAUGAACUUACCGCAUCCUCCGCAGACGCUGCAAGCUCUACACAAUGAAUUAGAGGUUACUCACAGUUGCUUGGGACACAAUACCUCAAAAGGAAAUCGGCCGUCUGCUAAAAUGCGAUGCUACGAAGCGCCUAGUAGUAGUUCUUCCGAAUCUAAAAACAUCCCAGUGAAGUUACCAACGAUAAAACUUCCGACAUUUAGUGGUAAUUACGCUGACUGGAUUUGUUAUUACGACACGUUUAAUUCAUUAAUUAAUGUGGAUGAUAAUUUAACCAAUAUACAAAAAUUCCACUAUCUUAAAUCAAGCUUAACAGGUAGUGCGGCUGAGGUGAUUGCUUCGUUAGGUGUUUCAAAUGAUAAUUACGCUAUAGCAUGGAACCUCUUAAGGGAUCGCUUUGAAAACAAAAGAUUAAUAAUCAAAAACCAUAUAGGGGCAUUAAUUAACUUACCUAAUGUUACAAAGGAUUCGGCACAAUCACUUAGACAAUUAUUAGAUACGAUAAAUAGUCAAUUAAGAGCGCUUAAGGUACUAAAUUUACCAAUUGAACAUUGGGACGCAAUCAUUAUAGAGUUAAUUACUAUAAAAUUUGAUUUUGCAACAAAUAAGGAAUGGGAAUCCUUAAAAUUUAAUAAUGACCUUCCUACCUUAAAGGAAAUGAUCGAAUUCAUAACGCAUAGAUGUAAAAUGCUAGAGUCUAUUGGCAAGCAAACUGAUUCUCGUAAAAAUCAUGAUAAUCCUAACGUCAAAUCCUUUCAAACAAAUCAAUCACUUCGAUCAGGUGUUAGAACGGUAACCUCGCAUGCCACUUUUUCGGGUACAAUUACUUGUGUUAUUUGCAAGCAAGCUCAUUUUAUACAACAGUGCCCACAAUUUCUUAAGUUAACACCCGAUAAUCGUAUACAAGAAAUCAAAAAAUUGCGUCUAUGUUUAAAUUGCCUAAGAGAAAACCAUCUAAUCGCUAAUUGCAAAUCAAUUCAUAAUUGUAAGGUCUGCCGUAAACGACACAACUCUUUACUUCAUCGCGAACGUAAUCAUGAUUAUAAUACUACAUCAAACGAAUCUGCUACAAUUACUAGUCCAACUGAGGGAGCAAAUGAAACUAUAUCAAAUACUUACGUGAAUCAUUGUAGGGAAAUUACCAUCAAUAAAUCAAUCAUUUUAUUAUCCACGGCACUAGUUGAUAUUUACGAUAUUUACGGUAAUGUUCAUUCCUGUAGGGCAUUGCUUGAUGUCGGUUCGCAAUCAAAUUUCAUCUCUCAACCUAUGUUAGAACGUCUCAAGUUAAAAACCAUACCAGUUAACAUUCCCGUUACCGGCAUAGCGCAAACGAGCACUUCAAUUUCUAAACUUACUAAGAUUACGCUAAAAUCUAGGUUUAACACUUAUAGCGCAAAUAUUGAUUGCUUAGUAAUUCCAAAAAUCGGAGGUAAGGUGCCCACGCACUCGUUCCCAAUUAAUACCCUAUUGAUACCAGAAACAAUUAAAUUAGCGGACCCAGAGUUCCACAUACCUAAGGAUAUUGACUUGUUGCUGGGCGCGGAACUAUUCUGGAACUUAUUAUGCAUCGGACAAAUAAAAUUACCCAACAACCAGCCAUAUUUACAAAAAACAAAAUUAGGAUGGGUUAUCGGUGGCGAGUUAGGUAUACCUUCACAAAACAUACGUUCUUCUUGUAACUUUUCAACAACACAACUUGAAAAUCAAUUAGCAAAAUUUUGGGAAAUAGAAGCUGUAGAAUCUAUUGCAGGUUUGACGAAGCAGGAAAUACAAUGUGAGGAACAUUUUAAACGUUCAUAUUCUCGUAAUAGUGAAGGGCGCUUUAUAGUUAGGUUACCAUUUAAGACAAAUCAGUUUCAAUUAGGUUUAUCUAAAGAACAAGCGGAAAGUAGAUUUCUGGCAUUAGAAUCCAAACUGCAUCGAAAUCCUAAAUUAUUAAACGAUUAUGCAGAUUUUAUUUACGAAUAUCAAAAAUUAGGUCAUAUGGAGGUAGUUCAGGAAUCACAAGAGCUUAGCCAAACUCAGUCGACAUUUUACUUGCCCCAUCACGCGGUCUUGAAAUCAUCCAGCCUAACUACCAAGCUUCGAGUAGUAUUUGAUGGCUCGGCAAAAUCCACAACUGGAUUGUCGUUAAAUGAUACACUAAUGGUUGGCCCUACUAUACAAGAGGACUUAGUUUCAAUUUUAAUUAGAUUUAGGAAACAUCAAGUGGCUUUUGUCGCCGACAUUGUAAAAAUGUAUAGACAAAUAUUAAUACACCCUAACGAUAGAGAUUACCUUAGAAUUUUAUGGCGAAAUCACCCUAGUGAAUCGCUGAAAACCUAUAGAUUAUGUACAGUUACUUAUGGAACAGCCCCUGCGACAUUUUUAGCGGUAAGAUGUCUGAGUGAGAUAGCUGAGUUAGAACGGGCUAAUUUCCCUUUAGCUCAUGAGAUUAUAGCAAGUGAUUUUUAUGUUGACGAUCUGAUAACGGGAGCAGAUACGUUGGAGCAAGCAAUAGCCAUACGCGAUCAAGUAGUCACGGCAUUAUCAAGGGGUGGGUUUCAGCUAGCAAAAUUUAGUUCGAAUAAUCAUAAAUUGAUGUCUGACCAAUUAACUAGACACUUAAAUGCGAAUAUUAAUCUAAGCCCGGAUGGGGACAUUAAAACAUUAGGUUUAGUUUGGAACUCUAACCACGAUAGCUUAAGGUAUUCAUUUGAUGUAAGCAAUACGGCGUCAAAGGUAACAAAACGGACCAUCUUGUCCAAAAUUGCUCAAAUUUAUGACCCCUUAGGAUUAAUAGGCCCUAUUUUAACAAAUGCAAAGCUCAUUCUACAACAACUUUGGGCAGCUAAGAUCAACUGGGACGAAUCUAUUUCCAUGGAAUUGCAUUCCCGAUGGACUCAAUUUCUCCAAGGCUUAAAUGAUGUGCACACUCUUAGUAUCCCUAGAAAUGUAGUUCCGGUUAGCAAUCCAAUCACUACACAAAUUCAUGGUUUUUGUGAUGCAUCACAAUUGGCUUAUGGUGCAUGCGUUUAUGUUCGAUCGACAGAUGCACACGGCAAUUAUUAUUGUCACUUACUUUGUGGAAAAUCGCGCGUAGCUCCAUUAAAACUUAUAACGAUUCCGAAACUUGAGCUGUGUGGAGCGGUAUUAUUAGCAGAACUAGUUAAGAAAGUAGUAACAGCAAUCAAAUUACCUAUUAGUCAAAAUCAAAUAUUUUACUGGACCGAUUCUAAAAUAGUCUUAGCGUGGUUGGCAUCACCCGUGCAGAAAUGGAAAAUUUUCGUAGCUAAUAGGAUAUCUAAAAUACUUGCGUCUUGCGAGACCAAGCAAUGGCGUCACGUUCGGACACACGAUAAUCCAGCAGACCUUAUUUCCCGGGGAUGCUCGGCAAUGUAUCUAAAAAAUUCGAAAUUGUGGUUUACAGGGCCCUAUUGGCUUUUACGAAAUGAUAAUCAAUGGCCUGCAGAAAACAUAUUGGGAGAGGAACUUGAACUCCCAGAGGUACGCAAGGCUCAAACUCAUGUUAAUUUCAUAACACAAGGAGACAUUCCUGAAAUACUUGUGAAAUAUUCCUCAUUCUCAAAAUUACAAAGGGUCAUGGCUUACUGUAUAAGAUUUAUACACAACACACGAAAAUAUCCGAAGUUAGGCGGGCAUUUAAGUUCACACGAAUUACACAAUGCUAAAAUUCAGAUUAUCAAAAUGACGCAAGCUAGCACCUUUCAAAAUGAACUUAAUUCACUACACGCAAAAAAAUCUCCGGAUUACAAGGGACAACUUAAAACGUUAAACCCCAUUCUAGACAGUGACCACGUAUUACGAGUAGGCGGUAGGUUGACCCACGCAAACAUAUCAUAUUCCCAAAAGCAUCCAAUUAUUCUGCCUCAUGAUCAUCAUAUUACAAGGCUCAUCAUUUUAUAUGAGCAUAUAAAACACAUGCACGCGGGACCUCAAGCCACACUAGCUGCCGUGCGUCAAUGUUAUUGGCCCAUUAAUGGUCGAAAUCUAGUUAGAAUAAUUAUCCAUAAAUGUGUUAUAUGUUCAAAAUGUAGACCAGUUAUUAGGGAUCAGUUUAUGGGAAAUUUACCAAAGCACAGAAUAGAAUCAGCUAGACCAUUUGUGAAUUGUGGUAUAGAUUAUGCUGGCCCAAUCCAAAUUAAAAACUGUUUUGGGCGCAGCAAAGCGGUAACGAAAACUUACAUAGCACUAUUCAUCUGCCUUUCGACAAAGGCUAUUCAUGUUGAGCUCGUAUCCGAUUUAACAUCUAAGGCAUUCUUAAACGCCCUCAAAAGGCUCAUGGCUCGCAGAGGCAAAAUUUCUAAUAUAUAUUCAGAUAAUGCAAAAACAUUUGUUGGCGCUAAUCACGAACUUGUCAAAAUAGUCAAACUUGUUCAGUCUAAGGAUUUUCUGGACAAUAUUAAGGAUAACUUGAGUAAGGAUAAUAUCACUUGGCAUUUCAUUCCUCCUAGAGCUCCUCACUUUGGAGGACUUUGGGAGGCUGGGAUCAAAUCAUUAAAGUUUCAUUUGAAAAGAGUCGUUGGUAACUCUAUACUAACCUUUGAAGAAAUGUACACUGUCUUAACCCAAAUCGAGGCAUGCCUCAAUUCGAGACCCCUUACUCCUCUAUCAUCCAACCCUGAUGACCUUUUACCCUUAACCCCAGCUCACUUCAUUAUUGGAGAAUCUUUGGUAACACCAGUAGAACCUGACAUGGAAGAAAUGAAGAUGAACCGGUUAUCCAGAUAUGAAUUAAUUCAAAAACUCAGGCGUGAUUUUUGGAAAAGAUGGUCGCGAGAAUACCUUUCGACGCUUCAAAAUCGUACCAAAUGGAACAUCAAACGCAGUAACAUUCAGACCAACCAAUUGGUGAUCUUGAAAGAAGAUAACUUACCUCCACUUCAAUGGCGUAUGGGGAGAAUUAUAGAAACUCAUCCAGGCGGUGACGGUGUUGUGAGAGUGGUUACUAUAAAAACACAAAACGGCGUUGUUAAAAGAUCAGUGUCCAAAGUGUGCGUAUUACCAAUAGAGUAG
Molecule: messenger RNA, 5097 nt
Organism: Photinus pyralis (common eastern firefly)
Lineage: Eukaryota; Metazoa; Arthropoda; Insecta; Coleoptera; Lampyridae
Exons: 3
Coding region: 1-5097 (1698 amino acids)
Biological process (GO): DNA integration
Molecular function (GO): nucleic acid binding
Source: RefSeq, a predicted model, not a curated record